ACAGGGGACCGCGGGGACAAAAACACUGUUGGCAGUGCAGAAAGGACGAGAGAAGGCUGCUGGAGCCGUCCAGGAGAUUUUAUUGUUUUACAUUUUAACUAACAAGGCUUUUCGGCAAAUAUAUAUCUUUCCAACUUCAGCUACAGUGAUAGCUAAGUUUGGAAAGGAGAAAGGGGAGCUUUGGAGUGCGUUUAUCGAAAAUUCAAUGCACCGAGUAUCGCCUGCAUCGAAAGCCUGUACAAAGGGAAAUAAAUAUUGACUAAAUUAUUUUGAGAAAAAAUAUUACAAAUGGAUAACGCGGGACCUAAGAAACGUUGCUGUGAAUCUGUCCAAUCGUUCUUCACAUCGCCAAAGUUCCUUAUUUACCUUGGACAUGCCCUCUCCACAUGGGGAGAUCGUAUGUGGAAUUUCGCUGUAGCUGUAUUUCUGGUGGGGCUGUAUGGCAACAGCCUCCUGCUCACGGCUGUGUACGGACUGGUGGUGGCAGGGUCAGUCCUGCUGCUCGGAGCCAUUAUCGGUGACUGGGUGGAUAAAAACCCCAGACUCAAAGUGGCCCAGACUUCACUGGUUGUCCAGAACUGUGCCGUCAUACUGUGUGGGAUCCUCUUGAUGGUGGUUUUCCAGUUCAAAGAACAGCUUGCAGAGUUAUAUAAUGGAUGGGUUCUGACAUGCUGCUAUAUCUUGGUCAUCUCCAUAGCCAACAUUGCUAACUUGGCCAGUACUGCCAUGUCCAUUACUAUCCAGAGAGACUGGGUGGUAGUUGUGGCUGGACAGGACAGCAGCAAGCUGGCAGACAUGAAUGCCACAGUACGGAUCAUCGAUCAGCUAACAAACAUCCUGGCGCCUAUGUUGGUGGGCCAGAUCAUGGCCUUCUGCUCCAACUUUAUUGGCUGCGGUUUCAUUGCCGGCUGGAACCUGUGCUCUAUGUGCUUGGAGUACUGUCUGCUGUGGAAAGUCUACCAGAAAACUCCAGCACUGGCCAUGAAGGCUGGCAAGAAAGAAGACUACCAGGAACUGAAACGACUGAACUCCCCAAAAGAGCUAGAGAACGGCCAGGGCCCAGUGGAGGGCUCCCAGCUCAUGAACGAGACUGCUGUUGUCAAGGCCGACUCUCCCAGGAAGACUGGCUGCUGCUACCAGAUGGCGGAGCCCCUGCGCACCAUCCGCGAUGGCUGGGUGGCCUACUACAACCAGUCCAUCUUCUUCGCUGGCAUGUCGCUGGCUUUCCUCUACAUGACAGUGCUGGGCUUUGACUGCAUUACCACAGGCUAUGCCUACAUGCAGGGCCUCAACGGCUCUGUGCUCAGCCUGCUGAUGGGCGCCUCUGCCGUGUCGGGCAUCUGUGGCACGGUGGCCUUUACCUGGGUUCGCAAGAACUGUGGCCUGAUCCGCACAGGCUUCAUCUCGGGUGUGGUGCAGCUCUCCUGCCUAAUGCUGUGCGUGGUAUCCGUCUUCGCACCGGGCAGCCCCUUUGACCUCAGUGUCUCACCCUUCCAGGACAUCUAUAGCCACCUGACUGGGAAGAGCAGCGCCCUCCCGGAGGCCGCCUACCCGGCUAGCAUGCUAACCAUCGAUGGUCAGGGUCUGCUGGUUAACAGUUCGACCGUACCGCCCGCCGAGGAACUGCCGCCUCUGCAGUCCUACAUGUCAGUCAGCCUGCUGUUUUCGGGGGUCAUUGCUGCUAGAAUUGGUCUAUGGUCCUUUGACUUAACCGUGACCCAGCUCAUCCAAGAGAAUGUGAUCGAGUCGGAGAGGGGACUGAUCAACGGCGUCCAGAACUCCAUGAACUACCUCCUAGACCUUCUGCAUUUCAUCAUGGUGAUUCUGGCGCCCAACCCAGAGGCCUUCGGCCUGCUCGUCAUCCUCUCCGUCUCAUUCGUGGCCAUGGGCCACAUAAUGUAUUUCAGGUUUGCCUUUAAGAGCCUCGGGCGGCGCCUCUUCCUCUGCUGCUCUCCAGAGCAGCAGACUCAGGCCCUCCCCGACUCUCCCUCCUCGCUUCCCACCACGGUGUAACCCAUUAAAGAGACUCUUUCCCUGCUUACAGCUCCGCCUGCAGUACACAAAUACCACCUUCUCCUCCAGCCCCUUCGCCAUCAACCUAAACAUGCUUGUAGCCCCGGCAGGACUAAUGUAUUUACUUUUGCGCCUUACCCUAGCAGGUGCUGUCCUUUGCCAUUGUAGAUAGCAUUUGCCGUUCGCUGAGGGAGGAGGGUAGUGCGGCCGCAGACAUAGGAGUCUCUCUAAGACAAACAACCCAGAUCAUGAGGUCAUAAGUGUCACAAAAAAACACUUCCCUACUUCGCUCCUUCCCAUAUUUAAAUGUAGCCGUCUUGGUAUGCAUUCAGGUUUAAAGCUAAAUUAAGGUGGAAAAUUGCAGGUAUUGCCACUUGCAGUUACUACGGUUACAGCUGGGUAAUGCUCAAGUAUGUGCUAGUGCUGUUUGCAUCUCAUUACAGCUCUGCAUCAGCCGUGGGAUUCCCAUUUCCACUUUGAAGCCAUUUGUUUCUCAGUAGUUUAUUGGUGCUAUAAAUCAUUCAUGUUAGCAUUUCAGUUAUUUCAGCUUUAGUAAUUAAUGCUUUAGAUGAUCGGUUCUUGCUCAUUUCUCUUUAAUACAUGGUUAUAAGGGUUAUGCAAAUGUAUUUAUUCAAGGAGCGCAAAUACUUAUGUUUAUCAAUACAUGGAGUGUACAAAACAUUAGGAACACCUGCUCUUUCUAUGACAGACUGACCAGGUGAAAGUUAUGAUCCUUAUUGGUGACACCUGUUAAAUCCACUUCGAAGACAGGUUAAAGAAGGAUUUUAAGCCAUGAGAAAGAGACAUGGAUUGUGUGUGUGCCAUGGAGGGUGAAUAGGCAAGACAAAAUAUUUAAGUUCCUUUGAACAGGGUAUUGUAGUAGAUGCCAGGUGCACUGGUUUGAGUGUGUCAAGAACUGCAACGCUGUUGGGUUUUUCACGCUCAACAAUUUCCCGUGUGUAUCAAGAAUGGUCCACCACCCAAAGGACAUCCAGCCAACUUGACAACUGGGAAGCAUUGGAGUCAACAUGGGCCAGCAUCCCUGUGGAACGCUUGACACAUUGUAGAGUCCAUGCACCAACUAAUUGAGGCUGUUUUGAGGGCAAAAGGGGGUGCAACUCAAUAUUAGGUAGGUAUUCCUAAUGUUUUGUACACUCAGGUGUAUAUUCUCAAUGUAUCAUGACUAUUGUCUUUCUCACCCAUGAUGGUGCUAAUGUACUAGCUAUAGCAAACACCUGGAAACUGUGCAUUCACAUUUAAUGACCAAAGUGGACCUUCUUAUAUAGCUUAAAGGAAGUGAAGGGAAAACCGGGUGUUACAUUUUGUUUGAGCAUUCCAAAUAUUUUUUGAUGUGAAGUGAUAGUGAAACUUGUAUAAGCUCAUUAACGCCAUUGUAGACACUUGUGUACACUUAAGAUCUCGACCCCCCUCCCCCCCCCCGCAAUUCUCUUAACUAUAGUAUAGCAAUGUAAUCUACUAGUAAAUUUGUCAGAAUUGAUUUCUACAGCGCCUUCAGAAAGUAUUCACACACCUUGUCUUUUUCCACAUUGUGUGUUACAGCCUGAUUUUAAAUUGAAGAUUGUGUUCCUAGCCUACACACAAUACCCCAUAAUGUCAGUGGAAUUGUUUCACAUUUUUACAAAUUAAAAAUGAAAAGCUGAAAUGUCUUGUCAAUAAGAAUUCAACCCCUUUGUUAUGGCAAGCCUAAAUAAGUUCAGGAGUAAAAAUGUGCUUAACAAGUCACAUGGACUCACUGUGUACGAGUUUAACAUUAUUUUUUUAAUGACCAACUCACCUCUGUACCCCACACAUAUAGAUAAUUGUAAGGUCCCUCAGUUGAGCAGUGAAUAUUAAAACAGAUUCAACCACAAAGACCAGCAAGGUUUUACAAUGCCUCAAAGAAGGGCACCUAUUGGUAGAUGGGCAAAAUGUAAAAAAAACAGACCUUGAAUAUCCGUUUGAGCAUGGUGAAGUUAUUAAUUACACUUUUGAUGGUGUAUCAAUGCAAAGAUACAGGCGUCCUUCCCAACUCAGUUGCCGGAGUGGAAGGAAACCGCUCGGGAAUUUCAGCAUGAGGCCAAUGGUGACUUUAAAACCACUAGAGUUUAAUGGCUCUGAUUAGGAUAAAACUGAGGAUGGAUCAACAGCAAUACAAACAAAAUUGACAGAGUGAAAAGGAAGCCUGUACUGAAUAAAAUAUAUUCCUAAACAUGCAUCCCGUUUGAAACAAGACACCGAAGUAAUACCGCCAAGAAAUGUGCCAAAGCAAUUCACUUUUUGUCCUGAAUACAAAAAGUUGUUUGGGGUAAAUCCAAUACAACACAUUAAAGUACCACUCUCCAUAUUUUCAAGCAUAGUAGUGGCUGUAUCAUGUUAUGGGUAUGCUUGUAAUAGUUAAGGACUGGAUAGUUUUCAAAAGACAAAAAAAGAAAUGGAGCCAAACACAGGCAAAAUCAUAGUGGAAAAACCUGGUUGUCUGCUUUCCAACAUACACUGGGAGAUUAAUUCACCUUUCAGAAGGACAAUAGCUUGAAGAAUUAUGAAAAUAAUAAAAAUGGGCAAAUGUUGCACAAUCCAGGUAUGGAAAGCUCUUAGACGUACCCAGAAAAACUUGCAUCCUUGGCAGCGUUUACAGCGGUUUCUAUAAAGUAUUGACACAGGGGUAUGAAUACUUAUGGAAACUAAUAUAUAUAUAUAAUUUAAAAAAAAUCAGUUUGUCAUUGUGGGGUAUUGUGUAGAUGUCGGAGAGAAAAAAAGUAAUACAUUUUGAAUUCGGGCAGUAACAAUGUGGAAUAAGUCAAGGGGUAUGAAUACUUUAAGUGAUUGUACCAUGUCCAUAAUAAUGAAAAGACCUUCAAUUACUGCUUCAGCAUUUUGUACAAGGCUGAGCUCCUGCCUCCCCACUGAGGUUAACUGAAGGACUUUUAGUUUCCUGGUGGGCCCAUGAUACCGAGCCAUCAUUACGCUCUGCCACAAACGCACACACACACAGCGCAAUCCUAAACCCAGACACUAGGUGAGCAUGAAAAACCGUACCACCUUUUUCCUGUGGGCGGCUUUCAAAAUCCCUCCCAAGUUUACCUGUGAUUUUCCCCUCUUCCCCCCUAAGUCUAGCAGACCUCCCCACCCCGUGUUCACUUGCCAGAGUAGAAUGUCAGCAUCUUCAGGUUGGUCUCAGCUGGCCACUGACCAUUACACCAACCAGGUGGUUGCCAGGCAGAACUGUAGGUUUGUAGUUAUUGGAGCUCUCCAACACCACUAAAAAGGUUUGCAGAAGCCUUCUUUUUUUUUUUAAGAUUUAUGUGGUUUGACUCACUGAAAUACUCACAUGUUCACAAUAGACUAUGGUUAUUACCUCUGCCCAUGAAAACCAUGGCUGAGAUUUUGUAAUGAAAAUAUUAGGAUUGGUGCAGAGAAUAGCCACGGCACUUUAAGAGAACAGUGAGGCCUUUCUUUAGCUCUGGGCGGUGUAUUAAAAGGCUCUUGUAGGCAGAUGUAGAGUCAGACAGGACUGCAGGUUUGUGGAACUGCAGCUGGUGCUCUGAUGUUUGGCAUGGGUUACCCCUCAAAUGUAAAGUAAGCACAUUCUCCAGAAAAUAAGAGCAUUUGUUCAGGAAUACUUCAUACAAGGCAAUUUUAUAUUUUUCAUUUAACAAUCGCCGUCAUUUGAUAUACUAUUUGAUACACUGUACUGGAUGUACAUUUUUUGUCGUUGAACAUUGUCAGAUUGUUGUCUUUAAAUGUUGGUGUUGUUUUUAAAUGUUUUUAUAUAAGUGUUAACUUCUCAAUUAGCAAAUAAAUGUUUUCUGAACGAUUUGUGAAAUUUCUCUGCCUCGUGUUUACAAAGCAGUGCUCUCAUGCAUAAUAGUAAUGGGAUUUUUUUGUUGAUAGUUACAGAUCACAAUAUUCUAAUUUUUUUGCUACUGUAUGUAGUGUAUACUUGCGCUGGUCGGCUGUACCAAAACCCCGGUAUUUUUCAUCCUAUAUUUUUGUUCUCCAUCUUUUUAAAACAGCGAGCCAACAUGUUUUCAGGACUCAUUUCCCUGACAGAUCAAAACUAGUUGUUUUCUCAUGCUCUCGUCUCUCUGCAGCAGACAUGGUGAGCUAAAUGUUUGGAACAUCAAAAUCGCAAUACACAUAGAAUCAUGAGAAUCGCAAUACAUAUCGUAAGGUCCCUAGCAAUUCCCAGCCCUAAUGCAUAAACCAAUAAAAUCAUGAGUACACUGUUCCAAUGGACCAUAAUGUACUGUCCAUAAUCUCCCAUCAUUGUUAAAUACAGAAAAAGCAUUGUUAGAUAAUCUGUUUAAAACAAAAUAUUGAAUCAUUGUGAAAUCAUUAUGUAAUCACAGCUUGCAACAUUGGAGGAGUAAAUUGAGAUGUUUGUAUGCAAGAAUUACAUCACACUCCAUUGAAGUGGAGGACGGUUAUACAGCUUGUAUUGCAUGAGCUCUGAAAUAAAGUCUUUACACUCUG
Molecule: messenger RNA, 6486 nt
Organism: Salmo salar (Atlantic salmon)
Lineage: Eukaryota; Metazoa; Chordata; Actinopteri; Salmoniformes; Salmonidae
Gene: slc40a1
Product: solute carrier family 40 member 1
Biological process (GO): iron ion transmembrane transport
Cellular component (GO): basolateral plasma membrane
Molecular function (GO): iron ion transmembrane transporter activity; peptide hormone binding
Source: RefSeq, a predicted model, not a curated record